Ceutorhynchus assimilis (cabbage seed weevil) is the source of this 1429-nucleotide messenger RNA. The record is from the annotation of a GenBank genome assembly. Lineage: Eukaryota; Metazoa; Arthropoda; Insecta; Coleoptera; Curculionidae.
AGUUAAAAUGUUGCAGAAAAACGAAGAACAAAUUAGUGCUCAAAUAUACGAAGACUUUGGUAAAACCAAGCAAGAUCUAGAAGAGUAUAUUGAAAUUUUAAAAACAUGGACAAAGACUCAGACGCAUUUUCCAGAAGAACCGAGUUAUCGUGUUCUACGCUUUGUGAUAAUCUACAACAAAUUCAGCAUUGAAAAGGCCAAACAACGACUGGACAUGUACUAUACGAUUAGGGGACUUAUGCCUGAAUUUUUCAAGAAUGGUCCCUUUACACCUGGGAUGGAAAUGCAUAUGAAACAAUGGCAAAUUCUCCCUCUACCAAAACCUACUGAAGACCACAAAAGAAUCCUCUACCAUAAACUCAAUCCUGAAUAUGGCGAUCCAAAAUAUUUCGACCAUGGCAAACAAUUAUCUUGCAUCCUUAAUAUGCUUGAAUAUCUUAUUCUAGAAGACAUAUCAUAUAGAAUUAUUUAUAUUUUGGAUUUAGAAGGUGUUACUAUGGGGCAUGUGGCAAAAACUAGUCCUAUGAUUAUCAAAAAGGCUGCGGUUAUAUUUGAGAAAGUCUACGCAAACAAUGUUUCAAAGAUUUACUUAAUCAACACUCCAUCCUAUUAUGACACAGUUUUCAACAAUAUUAUCUUACCAGUGACAACUCCAAAAAUACAAGGCCGAAUAAAACUGUGCAGCAUAGAUACGCUCCUAGAGGAAGUAGGAAAACAAAAUUUACCUGAAGACAUUGGAGGUGACCAAAAACCUUUAGAAGAAUUAAUGAAGGACUUAUUGCAAGGCUAUGAGAAAAACAGAGACAGAUAUGAAAAAUUGGUAAACCUAAGAGUAGAUGAAUCACUGAGACCGACUAAACUUGAAAAUGACGAUGUAUUGGGCUAUUAUGGGAAUUUCAAAAAAAUAAAUGUAGAUUAAAAAGGAAGAGUCAAUAUAAUAGAAAAAUUAAAAAAUACCACAAUUAUUAGAGCUAAAGAAAAAUAACUACCUUAUAUAGAACAAAAUUGUUAGGCUUUGUAUUUUCUGUAUUAUAGUUUUGAAUAGGUUUUGCACAUAGAAAGGCUAAAAAAUCGUUUGUGAUGUUCUAUUUUCAAUCAAAAGAUAAAUUUUUGAAUUCUGUAUUAACUGUAGUUUCAAUAUCUUCUUGUUCGCGGUCAAUGAAAUCCUUUUCCGAUGGUGCAAAUGUUUCUAGAUGAUCAAACAUUUCUUGGUAGUCCUCGAAUUUUUGUUUCCAAAGUACUAAAAAAGCCAAAGAUAGUGAAUUUAUUAGAAAAUUCUUAUGAAAACUUACCAUGUAGCUCAUCUAAAGUCUUUUCAGAUCCACCAAAGUCUUGUGGUAGAAAUUCCUUGGGUAUAUGUUGAUGUAAGCUCUCCAAAUCUUUGUGUACAUGAAUCUAUAUUUAAAAAAAAUUAUAGAAGCAAACUUCA